AUGGAACAAUCGGGGUCACCAAAUAUUUCAACCAACAAUAAUCCAAGUCAAGACGUCCUAACUUACGAGUUAAACGCGAUGCAACACAAUGAACAAACACAGGCUGAGCAAAUGUUUUUGCUGGCAUUACACGAACGCUUGGCUCAGCAGCUGCGACCUCAAACAGAACUUCAACGGAUUUGGCAAAAUAUGAUGCUUGGACUGCCAGCUUUAUUACCACCACUGGACUUAACAGCUUUGCCGGGUACCAGCCAAGCUUUAAUGCACCCACUGUACCAGCAUAAUCUCUGCAUUUGGCCACAAUGUGACCAGCCAUGUGAAAAUUUCGCCACAUUUUUGCAUCAUUUGGCAACGGUGCAUACGCUCGACGAACGAUCCGCUCAGCAGUGUCGAGCUCAAAUCGAGGUAGUGGAUAACCUAGAACAUAGGCUCAACAGGGAGCGUACUCGCUUGCAGGCUAUGAUGCAACACUUACACAUGAAACAAUCACCUGAUACCACAACACCAACAUUAGGCACGUUGCAGCAGUCACAAGAUUCAACAUCCAUCCCAUCACCAACACUUGCAGAGACAAAAACUGAAUCUCUGCCCGAUCAGCAGCAAACAAUCACGGCGUUGUCAUUACCAAGUGUGUCAAACGUUGAAGGUUCACAACAACAGCAACAAGAGGAAGAGCAACGGCAACAACAGCAACAACAGUCCCAACAGUGUCAUCAUCGUGCGACUCCAACACCACGGCGGAAAAUCAACGACAAAGUUGUUUUACAUAUUUCAACCGAUAUUGCACGAAACCGCGAAUUUUAUCGAACACAUGAUGUUCGUCCACCAUAUACAUAUGCAUCUCUUAUACGCGAGGCUAUUAUGGAGUCCAAAGAUUGCCAAUUAACACUUAACGAAAUUUAUCAGUGGUUCACGGAAACAUUUGCAUACUUCCGAAGGAACGCUGCAACUUGGAAGAAUGCAGUGAGACAUAACUUAUCGUUACAUAAAUGUUUUGCACGGGUUGAGCAGAAUGUGAAAGGUGCCGUAUGGACAGUGGAUGAUUCAGAAUUCUACCGACGACGGCCUCAACGUGCGCAUACGUCACGAAGUACGCCGUCAACACCGAAACCUGAUAACCCGUUAAGUUUACUUUCCACAGCAGCUGCAGCAUCUGCAGCAAGUAUGAUGAUUGCAGCCAGCGAGCAUCCGGAAGCAGUGCUUCUUUGUGAUAUCAAGCAAGAAGUAUUAGCUGCCGAGAAUGUUACUCCAAGCUCACUGCAAAUGUUCAUCAAAGAAGAAAAAUCGAGCCCGAAGCUUGAGGUUGGCGAAGAAUCAUAG
Brugia malayi is the source of this 1320-nucleotide messenger RNA. RefSeq lists its product as uncharacterized. The transcript has 6 exons. Gene Ontology annotation, cellular component: nucleus. NCBI's taxonomy places the organism in Eukaryota, Metazoa, Nematoda, Chromadorea, Rhabditida, Onchocercidae. The coding region runs from base 1 to 1320 and encodes 439 amino acids. The record is from RefSeq and is a predicted model, not a curated record. Gene Ontology annotation, biological process: regulation of transcription by RNA polymerase II. Gene Ontology annotation, molecular function: DNA-binding transcription factor activity, RNA polymerase II-specific; RNA polymerase II cis-regulatory region sequence-specific DNA binding.